AUGACAUCCUUAGAAUCUCUCGGCCUACCCUCAACUGCUGUGCCUUUAGUCAUUGCGCCGGUCGCACUGUCUUCUGCCCACUCAACUCAAACUUUUCCACAAUAUAUCCUUUUUGCCUACGCUGAAAAACACCGCGCUUCUCCAGACUCUAAACAAUCAACCUCUUCAUUUAACCAAGACCUUAUCCCAUACCUCUUUGAAAAAUCUUUCUCCUCAGUUCCUCAAGAACUUGAACAAUACCUUGCUCCAUACCCUGUUCUACCUCCCCAAGUACAUAGUACCUCUCAUAAACAUCAUCAUUAUCAUCAAGACCUCAGCACGUCAUCACAUACUCACUCUGCGCAAUCUAAUAAUACUACCUCAAAACCCAUUGAAACAGACACUGACGCUCUUCCACGUCACCUCAAAUACCUCACCAUCAUCAAUUCAACUACCUCAGGUACUCACCGAUCUUCGGAAAUAUACUUUGCCAUUCUAGCUCCUCUCCUAAACCGCUUUGGAGUCUCUCAUGUAUAUGUUGCAACUUCUUCUAAAACUUCAGUUAAAACUCACGCUCAAUCCUUUACUGACCCAAGCACCGUUGUCCUACUCUCUGGAGAUACCUCUGUCUCAGAGUUUAUCAACUGCUUGGGCACCCCAGAACACCAACUUCAACCCUUAUGUCUCCUGGUCAUCCCCACUGGCACUGGAAAUGCCCUCGCAAACUCAUGUGGUCUCUCUUCAAUCCCUAUUGCAAUCUCAAGAUUGUUCCUUGGGAACCCCAAACCUCUUGCAAAUUUAUUUGUAGAGUUCCCCCCAGGAAGCCACACCGGAUCCGAUCAAGACGAGUCUUCAUCCGACAAUGACCGACCUUCAUCCUCAUGUAGUACCGUGGUCGAUCGCAGUGGAUCUGCAGGAUCUUCAGAUACCGCUGUUACGGAUCUCGGCUCCUCAUCUGCCCUUACAUUUUACGCAAUUGCAAUUGUUUCUUGGGCCGUCCAUGCCUCUCUUGUUGCUGACUCGGACUCCCCAGCUUACCGGACUCUUGGAUCUACUCGAUUCCAAAAAGCCGCCGAGGAAAACCUUGCACGACCCCAGAGGUACCGUGGUACAGUCACUUUAGGUGUAGACUCGACCUUGGAUGUAAUCAAGCCUCCAUCAAAACAAAUUAAAGCUCCUUAUACACUAGACCACGACCAUGCAUAUCUUUUGUUCUCACUCGUCUCCAAAAUUGAAAAAACUUAUACAAUCUCUCCCAACUCUAACCCACCCUCUGCGUGUGAGCUCCACGUGGUGCAUACCGACUAUACUUCUAAUGAAGAUCUUUUAGCCAUGAUGAUGGCCCCAUACACUGAUGGUGCCUUUUUCAAAUUGGGUGAUAAUGUCCAGUAUUAUAAUCUGCGAUAUAAAACAUCAAACAAUGCCCAACCAUCAAGAGACUCGCAACCAGGGCCGCUGGCGGCUCAAGUGUGGCCUGGCGAAUCAAACCCAACAUACCAACGAUGGUGUCUUGAUGGUGUCACUGUCCAUGUCCCAGCAAACGCAGGGCCCGUCAAGAUUCAUUUGCCAACCUAUGUUGCGCAUGGAUGGACCCUUAACUUAGUCACUUAA
Messenger RNA from Magnusiomyces paraingens, 1590 nucleotides. RefSeq lists its product as uncharacterized. Bases 1 to 1590 code for a protein of 529 amino acids. NCBI's taxonomy places the organism in Eukaryota, Fungi, Ascomycota, Dipodascomycetes, Dipodascales, Dipodascaceae. The transcript has a single exon. The record is from RefSeq and is a predicted model, not a curated record. Gene Ontology annotation, biological process: sphingosine biosynthetic process. Gene Ontology annotation, cellular component: cytoplasm; membrane; intracellular membrane-bounded organelle.